GUUCAUCUAGUCUUACUAAAUCUAUGUCCAAUUCACGAUUUGUGUGUGGAAGAUAAUAAAAUUUCUCCGAUCGUUGAUCAACUUUGGUGUCGAUAUUAUUUCGAUUCUUUGUUGAAGAAAUUAGUUUUCUGUGUUAUUAAGUGUAAAAGUUUCUAAUGAGGAAGUUAGAUUGUCAAGAGUUAUGGGGAGCCGACAGAUUAGAAGCACAGUUAGAAGUUGCCCGCGAUGGACUUCGUGGUCUCGAUCGUAGCAUUCGUAAAAUUUUGGGCCGUGAUCUUCCUGAUGGCGAAAGUGGUCCAUUGCAGUCUAGAAUACCUCAAAAACGACUAUUGCAAGAAGAUCGUCGAAGAGCUAUAACAGAGUUCAUGAAUAAUGAAUUAGCAGGAGGCAAACGACGUUGGCAAGGUUCUAAUGCAGAACCAAAAACAGUUUUUAGUCGAUUAAGUGCACGUGUUCCAUCUACUGCAGAUGAUAGUGCUGAUGAAGACGAUAAUAUUACCAAGCCUGCUGUAUCAUCCAGAGUAAUAGCUACUCCUCGAGAAAUUCCUUCACGUCAAGAAGUUAUCAGACGAGAAAGAACAGAUGAGCGUAGUCGACAAAGAAAUAAACGAAUGUUUGGUGCACUUUUAGGUACUUUACAAAAAUUUAGACAAGAGGAAACUAAACUCAAAGCGAAGGAAGAUAAAAAAGCAGAAGUGGAAGCUAGAGUAGAAGAAGCUAGAAGACGAGAAAAAGAAGAAUUGCGAAGAGAAAGACAACAAUUGUUUUUGUCACGAAAACGGCAAUUGGCUGAAGUGCGAGCAUUGGAAGCAAAGCUUGCACGUAGUCGACAAUUUCAAGAUUGGCGCAAUGCACAGUUACCUCUUGCUUUAUUUAUUAAAACACACGCACAACCUUCUAUUUAUUACAUACCAAAACGUAAACAUCCACAAACAGACAUGUUAUUAGCGCAGUCCACGAAAGAACUUCAUGAGGAAAUUGAAAAAAGAGAAAAAGCAUUGGUUGAAGAAUUAAAUCUAAUAGAAGUUCAGAUAGGGUUAAGCAAACAUUCACAAAACUUUGAACCAUCUUCGUCUUUACAUACUGUAGAAGCUCCACGUUUACUAGAAGAGGGUGAAGAAAAUCGAGAUCCUAAUCCAGAACAUAAUAUUGAGGCUGCAAUCAAUGAUAGUAAUGAUAAUGCUGAUAUUUCAAUAGAGUCUGUAAUAAAUGAAAAUUGUGAUGAUACAGAAAAAAAGGAAGAAGUACAAUUGGACCAAGUUCAAGAUGAUGUAAACAAUGGCUAGUAUAUUUGCUACAAUAAAAAGUUAUACAUAUUAUGUAUGUACAGCCAAUGGUCUGACAUAAAAUGAGGAUUUUCAUAGUAAAAGAAUUUUCAUAGAGUCUUCAAGUAUUGUUUUAUGAUUCUAUAAUUAAAGAUAUCCUAA
Molecule: messenger RNA, 1427 nt
Organism: Trachymyrmex septentrionalis
Lineage: Eukaryota; Metazoa; Arthropoda; Insecta; Hymenoptera; Formicidae
Gene: Pnn
Product: pinin
Exons: 5
Coding region: 156-1286 (376 amino acids)
Cellular component (GO): catalytic step 2 spliceosome
Source: RefSeq, a predicted model, not a curated record